UUUGCUGUCUAGAGAAACUUGACAAAUCUGUUAUGAAAAAGAGGAAAAGGUUGGCAAAUCAAAACGAUCUACUGAUCUGAUAUACCUGUGUAGUCUUUGUGAUAUCACGAAGUCCUCAAAAAUCGGUGCUUGGCCGAUUUUUUUUAGAUGUUUUUGAAAAACAUCUAAAUCUUUUUUUUUUAAAAAAGUGACUGAUGAACCAGAAUACAGGAUUGGAAUCGGCUGGUUUUAGCAGGUCAUAAAUCAGUGUAGGUCCUUUAUGAAUAAGUAGCAGUGAAGUUAGCAGCAGGAUAUGCUGUACUAGUAAUUCUUUAAAUAUUGCUGCAAAACACCAAGGAAUUAAUCACAUGGGUUUGUGCUCAUCUGAAAUAACAGAAUUUGUUUUCCAGCUACUUAUUAAUUUCCCUUCUUGAGGCAAAAAACUUAGUAAUUUCUUUGCUGACAAUACAAUUUAAAAUUCUUCUAAAUCAACAACCAUGGAAAUAAUUUGUACGGGCAGAAAGAUGCUUUGUGUGAUAAAAUUGCAUCAAACUAGAAGUUUGAUUACUCUGAUUAGAGCUGAAUUACAGAUUGCUGAAGCCGUUGCUCUUAUAGAUACCCUUCAGAACUGGACAGUUUUAGAGAAAAUAAUUAUUCCUACAAAAAAUCCUGACAAGAAGUUUAUUUUUGGCAAAGGAAACUUUCAGGCGUUGACAGAAAAGAUUAAAAAAUUGCCCCAUGUGACAGCUGUCUUCUUGAAUGUGGAAAGAAUAUCUUCACUAACAAAGAAAGAACUAGAAGAUGCCUGGGGCGUGAAAGUCUUUGACAGAUACACAGUUGUACUUCACAUUUUUCGUUGUAAUGCCCGGACCAAAGAAGCAAAACUUCAGAUAGCAUUGGCUGAAAUUCCACUUCUCAGGUCAAAUCUGAAAAAUGAUGUGUCUCGGCUAGAUCAGCAGAGAGGUGGCUCGAGAUACAUCAUGGGCUCAGGUGAAACAUUCAUGGAGACACAGAAUCGUAUCUUGAAAGAAAAAGAACUUAAAAUUAGGAAUGCCCUGGAGAAACUAAGAAGAAAAAGGUCUUUGCUUAGAACUCAGCGCAGAAAACGCGAGUUUCCUAUUAUCUCAGUAAUGGGCUAUACUAAUUGUGGAAAAACUACUUUGAUCAAAGCCUUGACUGGCGAAGCAGGACUUCAACCCAGAGAUCAGCUGUUUGCCACUCUUGAUAUUACAGCCCAUGCUGGCUAUCUGCCCUCACAUAUGGCAGUUAUUUAUGUUGACACCAUUGGCUUUCUGACUGAUCUUCCACAUAAUCUGGUUGAGUCCUUUUCGGCUACGUUAGAAGAAGUGGCUUACUCAGAUCUGAUAGUUCAUGUGAGGGAUAUUACUCAUCCAGAAACCAUUCUCCAGAAAGCAACCGUUCUGUCAGUUCUGAAGAAUCUUAAUCUUCCCAGCUAUUUAUUGGACUCAAUGGUAGAAGUUCAUAACAAAGUGGAUUUGAUAGAAAGAUAUAAACCCACUGAAGAAAAUGCUUUAGCCAUUUCUGCUCUACAUGGACAUGGUUUAGAAGAGCUGAAAGAAGAAAUAGAGAAAAAAAUUUUGACAGCAACAGGGAAGAAGAUUCUGACAGUUAACAUCAACUUAGAGGGACCUCAGCUAAGUUGGCUCUAUAAAGAAGCAACAGUUCAGGAAGUAGAAGUCAUGCCUGAAGAUGGCACAGCCCGGGUGAAGGUGAUAAUCGGCAAUUCUGCUUUUGGCAGAUACAGAAACCUCUUUCCCAACAGUAAGAUUUUUAUGCCAUGAAACUGCAUCCUUUUCUAGGAAAAGAAACUGAUCUCAUUAAGAGGAUGUGAAAUGAAGUUAAUGACCUGUUAGUCUGGGUGUUGAAGAGCGUAUUUCUUCUCCAGUUGAUGUUUUUGACGCAUUUUAGAACUGGACAGUUUCAGAAAACUUCUGUUUGGAAACAGUAAGAGCUUUGAGCUUCAUUCUGUCAGCAAGCGCAAGGACAGCACUAACUUCUUAAUGUUAAAACAGUUGUUGGCUAUAAGCUGUGGAUCUCAAACACAUGGAAAUCACUGGAUGGCAUCUGAAUUAACCUUCAGAAAAGUACCAAGUUUCUUAAAUAAAUCUUUUUACCCCAUUUUUAAGAGUAAAAUAAUAGUAAUUAUAGUUAAGGUGUCUCAGAUGGUCCUUGGAAAAUGAAAGUGAACAAAAUGUUAUGGCUUGUAUAUAAAUAAUACAGAUAAAUAAGGUAUUCAAGCAGAAUGUGUGAACCUAAGUAAAAUAACUGCCGUGUCUUACUGCAGGGAAGCAAAAAACCCCAUAGAUUUGUAUAAUUAAGCAAUAAAUAAAAUUAGCUGUGAACAUCUUUUACCCA
Aquila chrysaetos chrysaetos is the source of this 2355-nucleotide messenger RNA. It is a transcript of the gene GTPBP6, whose product is annotated as GTP binding protein 6 (putative). Gene Ontology annotation, cellular component: cytoplasm. The transcript has 10 exons. NCBI's taxonomy places the organism in Eukaryota, Metazoa, Chordata, Aves, Accipitriformes, Accipitridae. Bases 477 to 1781 code for a protein of 434 amino acids. The record is from RefSeq and is a predicted model, not a curated record. Gene Ontology annotation, molecular function: ribosome binding; GTP binding.